UUAGUUCCGCUUUUACAUCAAAAUGGAAGGGAAUCGAGAUGAGAGUGAGCGGUGUUACUAUCUCGCAAACAAAUAUUUAUCACAAGGAGACCUCGAAAAAGCAAAGAAAUUUCUGAACAAAGCAGAGCGUUUAUAUCCUACACAAAGAGCAAAAGAUUUGUUAGAAAGAAUUGAGUCAAUGUCAGAUGAUGAUUCCACACAAGACAACAAAGAAAACAAAGAACCCAAUAAUGAGGGUGUCCGCCACAGACGGGGAAGCUUUGGGAGACAAACACAAGAAUCUUCUGUUAAGGAGUACACAGAAGAACAGUUAAUUAUGGUUCGCAAAAUAAAAAAGUGCAAGGAUUAUUAUGAAAUUCUUGGGGUAGAGAAAACAGCAACAGAAAUAGAACUGAAAAAAGCCUACAGAAAACUAGCACUGCAGAUGCAUCCAGACAAGAAUAAGGCACCAGGUGCAACAGAGGCCUUUAAAGCUAUUGGAAAUGCCUUUGCUGUGUUGAGUGAUGAAGGAAAGCGAAGCAAGUAUGAUACAUAUGGUCCCGAAAUGGAGGAGAUCAACCACAGACGCCACACACACAGGAACGAAUUUGAAGCUGAUAUUUCCCCUGAAGAGUUAUUCAACAUGUUUUUUGGAGGAGGCUUUCCAUCUUCAAAUGUGUAUGCACACCACACACACAGUAGGCGACAGCAUCGACAUUAUCAUCCACGGGAAAAUGUGUCCAACGAUUCUGGAUUCACUCUGUUACUGCAGCUGUCCCCCAUCCUUCUUCUAGUCUUUCUUUCUCUGUUGUCCAGUUGGUUUGUUAGUGAUCCUCUGUACAGCAUUCACAAAUCAGGGAAAUAUAAUACAGAGAGAACCACCUCGAAUUUACGUGUGAAUUAUUACGUGAAGAGUGACUUUAAGGUCGAUUUCAAAGGAGAUUUACGGAGGAUAGAGAGAAACGUGGAGGAGGAAUAUAUAUCCAACCUGAGACAAAAUUGUUGGAGGGAGAGGAGUUACAAGGAAAAUUUGCUAUGGAGAGCAAGAAAUCAUGCAGAUGCAAGAUUAUAUGAGAAAGCCCAGAAUCAUCCUACCCCUUCCUGUGACAGACUUCAGUCUAUAUAUGCAUAAAUUAUCCACAUCUGUGUCACAGAAUGCAAGGAUGUUCAUGGGAAUACAAGAUUUUCCAGUUGACAUUUUAACCAGGAGUGUGAGGAACACAUUUAUUUUCCAGUGAUUGAGUUUUCUACCUUGAGGGAAUUCCUUUUUUUUUUUAAUUCAUUCAAUGCAUGAUUGAUCCUUGAAAGUCAUAUAGUAGAGUUUUUGUUGUAAGGAAUGCUGUGCAUUCUGAUUAAUUUUAAGUGCAUCCAAUGUGAGAAUUGCCAUUGUGUGUUCUUGCUGACAGUUUAUAAAUUAGCACUUGCUGCAGUACAACAGAGGGAAACUUUAUAUCAUGAAUACAUUAUUGCAUACAUUGUUAAUGUAUCAUACAUCAGAUGCUUUGUUUACUGUGGUUCUUGGUAAGGUAUAAAGUUCUGAGAAGAUAGUUAAUUGUUAUUUAAAAUUGAAGCUUUGGUGGCUCAAUUUAAGCAGGUGUUGACCUUUUUUUCAUAGAUUUAAAUAGAAUCAAAUAUUUACCAUACUUCUUGUACUUUGAACACUUAUUUUGGCAUUAGAAAUUACUGGACACCAGCCUUGUUUUUGUUUUUUUGGUUGAGAAUUUUAUAGAGAACUACCUGUAUAAAUGUGCCAAUAAGAACUUUAGCUUUGUAGUUAUGGUGAGCAUUAUAAAAACCUUUGAUAAAUGCAUGCACACGUGUUUAAAAGGGACCUGCCUUAUAAUCGAUGAAGUAAAUCCAUACAUGCAUAAUUAGAACACAUUCAUGUAUAUGUAUAUAUGGUGGACAUAUACAGAAGUGUGAGUGUAUUGGUACUUCAAAUAUAUAGAAAAAAUGGUACCGACAUUUUUAAAGUUUUAGAAAACCAAAAAACUGUUACAAUUGAAAUUUAUUUAUUAAAUGUGUUAUUUUAUUGCAUUCCAUGGGAUUUUCUGCACAUUUAAAGGGUACAGCCGUUUGAUUCAGAGCUCGCUACAUUCAUGAGACAUUUGUGCAAUCGUAUUUAUGUAUCAAGACUUAAGUUAAGCAUUUUUAGAAAAUGAAUAUGAGGGGGAGAGAGAGAAAGAAAGAGAAAGGAGAGAGACAUAUGUACCAAUAGCAAUGGUGAUAUUUAAACUUUGGUGUAGUUUGUACAUGCAAUAUAGACACUAACGUGCUGGAAAUGACAGCAUUCUACAAGAUAAAUAUGGCCCCACCGUCAACAACUUUACUCAAGUCAAUACUCGGCCUCAAGUUUGAGUUUUGAGUUCAAAUUCAUGCAGUUUUCUUUUUAAAAUUUUAGUUGAGGAAAAAGUUGAGUGAUUUGAAAAUUUUAGUGACGAUGGGGCCUGUUAUUAUUUAACCCCAAAAAAUUGUUUAAGACAGAUAUCAAACAGGUUCAGAUUGAUUUCACUGUGUGUUAGCUGAUGCCUGCAUUUAGAUAUGUUCACUGCAGUCUUGAUCAGAGAAGCAGUGUAAAUAGUGUAUGGAUCCUUGAUUUGUUUUUUUUACUCUGUUUAAUCAAUGAGGUCUGACUGGUGUUUCACUUACCACAUUUUUUGUCCCUGACUAGUUAUUUUUUAAUCAGACCAUUUGUUGUCUCUGUGAUCAUUUAAUUUUACUUUUUUUUUAAGUGAAUGAAGUGUUGCCCUAUCAGUUGUAUAGAUAAUACUUGUAUAUAUGUGUACUGAUGGUACAUGUACCAUAGGGCAUAUUUUGGAGUUAGCAACAAUUCUGUAAAUAGUAAUGUAACUCUCUCAAGUUGACAAUUGUUGUGUUUAUUUAUAUCACAUAUAAAUAAAAUCAGAUCUCUUUA
Molecule: messenger RNA, 2893 nt
Organism: Magallana angulata
Lineage: Eukaryota; Metazoa; Mollusca; Bivalvia; Ostreida; Ostreidae
Product: dnaJ homolog subfamily B member 14-like
Exons: 9
Coding region: 23-1111 (362 amino acids)
Biological process (GO): cellular response to misfolded protein
Cellular component (GO): endoplasmic reticulum membrane
Molecular function (GO): Hsp70 protein binding
Source: RefSeq, a predicted model, not a curated record